AUGACUAUCCAGGAAUUCAACGGACAUAUGCAGUCUAUAAAGAGGGUGAAUGAGAAGGCGUGGGCAUAUUUAGACAAGUUUUCUAGGCAGGCAUGGACCAGGGCUCACUACAAGGACUUUUCAAAGGUUGACAAUGUCUGCAAUAACAUGUGUGAGGUGUUCAACGCUGCCACCAAACCAUACAGAUGCAAGCCCGUGCUGACUUUACUGGAGGAGGUUAGGAGGUAUGCCAUGACUAGUAUGGCAAGGAACAAACUGAAACUCUCUAGCCAUGUGGGACACUUACCUCCGAUUCAACAAAGUAGACUUGCAAAGAAAAGGAAUUACAGUAGGUAUUAUACACCAAUGUGGUCUGGAGAUGCGGCUGAAGUGAUGUUUGAAGUGCAUGGUGAACCACAUAAUGUGGUGGUUGAUUUGGGAAACCAAACAUGUAGCUGCAGGUCUUGGCAGUUAUCGGGGUUACCUUGUCGUCAUACAAUAGCUGCAAUUUCAGUCAUGAAUGGUAGACCCGAGAAUUAUGUCCAUGCAUGGCUAACAAUGGGCUCAUACAACAAGACUUAUGAAUACCAUAUCAACCCGGUAAGAGGCCAACAGUUGUGGGAAACAUCAGAAUACCUCCACUGCUUACCACCUGUAAGGAGCAAAUCCCGUGGCAGGCCAUCACAUUAUGCAAGAAAAAAAGAUGCACAUGAGACACCUGUUCGGGGGAGCCAAGAGCGCACAGCAACAAAAUUGAAGAAAAAAUAUGGCAAAUUCACCUGCGGAACAUGUGGAGAUGUUGGUCACACAACAAGGAGUUGUAGAAUAGCAAAGAAACAAAAGGCUGAUGAGCUAGCAGCUGCUGCAAAGGGUGCUAAAGAUGCUGCAAAUAAGGGUGACACUGGUUCUAAAGGUAACGAAGGUGAGGUUGUUACUGAAGAAUGUGGGGUUGGUGCUGAAGGGGACAAAUUGAUACUCAAACAGAAGUUGCUGCUGAAGGGGUCUAGGAGCUGA
This is a messenger RNA of Arachis duranensis, 993 nucleotides long. RefSeq lists its product as uncharacterized. Gene Ontology annotation, molecular function: zinc ion binding. NCBI's taxonomy places the organism in Eukaryota, Viridiplantae, Streptophyta, Magnoliopsida, Fabales, Fabaceae. The transcript has 2 exons. The coding region runs from base 1 to 993 and encodes 330 amino acids. The record is from RefSeq and is a predicted model, not a curated record.